This is a messenger RNA of Fulvia fulva, 858 nucleotides long. RefSeq lists its product as uncharacterized. The transcript has a single exon. Bases 1 to 858 code for a protein of 285 amino acids. The record is from RefSeq and is a predicted model, not a curated record. Lineage: Eukaryota; Fungi; Ascomycota; Dothideomycetes; Mycosphaerellales; Mycosphaerellaceae.
AUGAACACGCUCGACGUGAUCGACAUGGAGCGCCUUGCACGGCAGCUUCAGCAAGUACGGCUACAGCACGCCAGAAUACCGCCAGCGACUAGCUUCUACGAUCUGCCCGCCGAGAUCAGGCUGGUCAUUUAUGAACUCGCCUAUCGAGGCACUGAACUCCAGGUGCACCGAGAAGGCUGGAAGCAUAAACGCCCCUCUCCAAAUGUACCAAUUCGCGGCGCACUUGUGCACCCAGGAGGCUGGAAGUACAGACGCCCCUUCCCAAAUGUACCAAUUCGAGGCGAACUUGAGACAUACAGACGCCUACUCGUCGACAAGCAGUACUACAGCGAAGCAAUUGUGCCGUUCUACAGAACAGCAGUCUGGCACUUCUCCGACCUGAAAAACCUCGAGACGUUCGUAUCCUCAGCACCAAGCAUUAUUCGGGAAAAUGUCCAGUCCGUCAACAUGUUUGAUGACUCUGACUCGUCCAAUCAAAUAUGGACCGCCAGAGUUCGCAAAGACGACCUGCCACGCUUGGAGAACCUCACGAUCCACUGGGAAUUCCUUCCGUUUUGGCGAUCCUGGAUGAAUCGUCCCGAUGUAGGGAAUUUACACCGAGUGUUCGAGGGCGAUGACGGUAUAACGAAUCUGCUCGCCUUGAGAGGCUUGAGAACUUUCCAGUUGAAAGAUACGGAGAUUCACACGUGGUUCCACGAUCUCAUGGGAGGCAUGUCUGACGACGAGCGGAGGGCGGUUUUCAGGGACCUUGAAGCCACGAUUGCCAGGGUAGUGUGCCAGCGAGAAGAGGUGGAUCAAGCAGAGCAAGCCAGUACAGUCUCCAUGCUAGGUGAUCGGAAGUAUGCCAGGCGGAAGUAA